This is a messenger RNA of Stegastes partitus (bicolor damselfish), 7064 nucleotides long. RefSeq names its product tumor necrosis factor ligand superfamily member 10-like. Gene Ontology annotation, cellular component: membrane. The transcript has 5 exons. Gene Ontology annotation, biological process: immune response. NCBI's taxonomy places the organism in Eukaryota, Metazoa, Chordata, Actinopteri, Pomacentridae. The record is from RefSeq and is a predicted model, not a curated record. Gene Ontology annotation, molecular function: tumor necrosis factor receptor binding. The annotation marks the transcript as partial.
GUGACAGAGAACAUCAUCUCCAAACAAACCUUCAUUGAGGCCAGAACCAUGCCUCGCUCCUUCAACAAUUCGGGGUCGAAGUUCGUGACCUCUGUGGCCCAGAGGCCAUCUGCCCACCUGACCCUCAGGGACACCAGUUCUCAAGGGUUUCCUCCCUACCCGAUCCCCACGCCAGGACUCCACCAGUCCUGUCGCCACGUGGUCCGCUCGUGGGCCAAUCAGAGCUUCGGAGCGCACCUGCACAACAUGACCCUGUCCAAUGGGAAGCUGCGAGUGCCUCAGGAUGGGCGGUACUACCUGUACUCGCAGGUGUACUUUCGCUAUCCGUCCCCAGCAGCCAGUGACGGGGACCAGCGCAGCGUCAGCCACCAGCUGGUGCAGUGCGUCUACAAGAAAACCUCCUACCCGAGCCCCAUUCAGCUCCUGAAGGGGGUCGGAACCAAGUGCUGGGCCCCGGACGCCGAGUACGCCCUUCACUCCGUCUACCAGGGAGGACUGUUCGAGCUGAGGGCCGGCGACGAGCUCUUCGUCUCCGUCUCCUCCCCCACCAUGGUCAACGCCGACGACUCCUCCAGCUACUUUGGCGCCUUCCGUCUGGACCUCUGAGAGGAAGCGAUGGGAGAAGAAAGAACACUUGGGACGAUGGACGGACAAACAGAUGGGCUGGAGACAUUAAGCUAGGGGCCUUUUAAUAUCCAUUGAUUGGAGAAAAAACAAAAGGCUCGUAUAGACGGACGUGUGGGAUGUUGCCCUGCAUCUUGAAUCCUCAAUGUUUGCUUGGACAGAUACAUUGAAGGAUGGAAGGGUUGGAGUUUGAAAGGGUCGCUUGAGUGAUGAACGCGAGAAGAUGGAGCGAAAGGGAAAAGUGGAUUUGUCUUUCCAACUCUCCAUUAAGAGAAACCUAACCGUCGAGAGCAAGAUUAUACAGAGACACAUGUGCAAUCAUGGAAAAUAAAUGUGAGGAUAUUGAUUUACAGUUGAUUCCUGAGGAGAGAAUUUGCUGUUCGGAUGGCAAAAAGAGAAGCGAGCCACAGAAAAACAUCAAAAAACCUUCCCGUAGGAUGAGAAAAGCCCCGAAAAAAAAUAAAAUUUGGCUACUGCGCGGUCUGCAUCCCAAAUCAAUGCAUAAAUCUCGAUUCUCCUUCGGCGACCGUUUUGUGGGAAGCGAUCGGACCCUUGGAUUUGGAUCCCAGACUGAAGAAUGUACACACAAUAAAAACUUGGUCCUCUGCGUCGAAGCUGUGGGGACGGACUGUUGAAGGGUGGCAGAAGAAAAUCAAAGAUCAAACCAAAGCAAGAUUUUUUUUUUUGGAGUAUAACUUUAAGCGUGCCAUGAGUACUGUACAUAUGUGUGGCUGAGAAUGAGAUCUGGACAAUAGACUGUGGUGAUUUUAAAGGUAAUUCUUGUGUAUGAUACUUUGACUGGACUUAAAACCACUUGGGUUGUCUGCUCGCAACACUAGAACUGUGGAUUUUUAUGCAAAGACUUUCAGCGGAGGAUAAGGAGCGCCUCUCUUUACUGGAUACUGUGGACAGAGCCGAGAGCUUUUCGAACAAGAGUCGGCAAAGAAAAGGAGGAAUGAAAGCAAAGGCGGAGGAAGAGGGAGAAGUCUUGUAAAGGCCAAGAAGAAUGAGCCCAGCAGAGGAAGAUGAAAGCAAAGAGAGAGAGGCUGAGGGCGGUAUGCAGCCUGACCAGCCGGCGUUGUUGAUCUCUUCCCUCGCUUUCGCAUUCCCCCGAUUCUUUCUCCGUCUAAACCAUUUUAUCCAUCUCGUCUUUCUCGUCUAACCUGUGAAGCUGCAUCGUGUUUUAUUUUGAGCAGAACGUGCAAAUAGGCUUGUUGCGCAAUCACAAGGGUUCACAAGUGAGCGUGCAGGAACAGUGAACUUUUUAAGGUUAGAGGAACUGAUUUCCACAGUGCUCUCCAGAAGUAUGUGCAACUCGUAGGUAGAACCUUCACAUGUAGCACAGAUUUAGCACACUUUUACUCGACAUUUGAUCUGCAACACAACAAAUUUCAAUACAAACUACAGCAAGUGUGCACAAAACCAACAACAGAACUUCUGAAGUUGCAGUACUCUCUUCUUUUUAGUUAGGAUGUGAAUUUAACACAGAAAUUCAAGGGUAUGAUUUGUCAUUUUGGAAAUACACAGAUGUGCUUUCAGGCCAAGCAUCAGAUUUUAUGUCUGUUUUUUUUAAUUUAUUAAUCUAAAUCCAUAAAACAGUUAGCUUAGCUGAGCACAGAGGGGAAACGGCAACAUGACAGUGGGCUUAUGUCACCUGUGGGUCAGGUUAGCAAAGUAAAUCGACCAGGCAACUCCUGGUAAAGCAGCCUCAUCUCAGCAAGAGCAUCUUCCAAAAUGUCAAACUGUUCUGUUCGUGGUAUCUUUAGCUUCUGUGCUAAACUCCCAAAAUGCAACUACUCCUUUAACACGCAACCGCAAGACACUGACAUGAUACGUGCCAAUCAGUUAGCCGCUGACAAGAAAACAAAACCUAAAUGUUGUUAUCAGCGCUAAAACACAAACAGAUGAACACGGUCCCCAGUCGCUCAGAAACAACGAUGCGCACAAUCACACGUGCAAACAUUUUGAGCAAUUCAAACACUUAUAAGGCUGGAACCCGCCCAUAUGCUGCGAAUUUAGAACAAAAGGUCCCUCAGUGAAGCUGUUCUUCAUGAGAAUAUCAGGAAAACACGGAGCAGAGUCGGUAGCACUAUAAAAGAAAGCUCUGGAAGGAGCCGGAGAGGAUAUUCAGACAUAAACCAUGCACCGCCGAGCACAAACUCAACCCCUACACGCCGUCUUUUUUUUUUUGUCUGGAAAUACACACAUCACCUCGCAGCACAUUGAGGCCAGCCGGUGCUCCGCAGACACACACAUCAUCCGGUGUCACAUCGAGUGUAAAAACACAAACACACUCUGACACACACACUCAUUAAUCCACGCUGUCUUGCCUCCCCGUGCCAUCUGGUAGUUGUCAGUGAUCAGGCACGCAAUGAGUGUGUGUAUAUAUGUGUGUGUGUGCAUUUACAGUAUGUGUUUGUUCAGAGCACAACUCAGAAAUUGAGGUCAAACAACUUGACUCACACCUUGUUUUGUUUGGCGUGACGGAGAAAGGAUUAACGCACACACACGGUUUCUAAGGUGACAUCCAGAGUGAGCCUCUGGCGCUGUGGGUCACGUGUUCCUGUAAUCUACGCAAGGCUGCGUUACACUACAGGUUUGCCCGUUUAUUUCGCUGCUCCAAGCACCAAACUGACGGCGGGUUUCAUUUUGUGUUCGACCACCGUUGCAAUUGCACCUGGUCACGUUUCUGCUGGACUUCCUUUCAGCCCUCCGCAGCAUCACACACACGAUGCUCGCUCUCCGUCUGAACCGGAGACUGUUUGUUAUCCAGGGCGAACUUCAACAAUCACCAUAAUGCAACGUACGCUCUCGUAUUGUGAUAGCACGGCUCCCUGGACCAGCUGGGAAAACAUUUUCCUUCGACGAGCUGUGUUUGUGCUGGACAGUUGUGCGGCCGUGAACAUGUGUAGCACAGUGUUGCCCAGACAGUAAACAAAUGUCUGAACUUUCCCUGCGUAUGUGAAGAUGUGCAGUGAAGCCAGACAGUGACUUAGGACAUCUUUGAGCUGCUAAUCUGAGUGCAGGCGUCCCGGUUGGCAUGGAUUUAGUUAUUUGAAUAAAUCUAAAAAGUUAAAAUUGGUCUAAACUCGCCUGAAAAGCAUCUAAGGUGGUGUGUAAUCUAGCUCCAUGGUUCCAAACAGGUGGUCAGCAGCCUCAAAAGUUCCACAAGAUUUUAACUUGGAACAUAAAGAAUAAAAAACUAAUUUCCUCGAGAAAAGUUUGUGUUGAAAUUGGGAAAAUUGUUUUUUUUUUUUUUGGACAAAUAUUAGAUUUGUCCUAAAGAAUGCCCUAAAAACUUUCCCUUCUCAAUCGAACUCAGUGCCGCUUUAACAGACACUCACUGCGAUGGAUCCUCUCACUUUCCGAUCUACAAAUCAUCGCUCCUCGCUCAGAAGUCAGAGAUAGUUUCUGGUCCGCCGCCGACUGGCGACCUGUGACCUUCCUGUGUAGCAGUGAGUGCAGGAGAGAAGAGAAUACCUCCCGAGACGCAUAAAUCCAGCUGCAAACAACUGGCAGUAGUCCUUCUGGGAUUAAGUCCAGCGAUCACUUUAUUACAUAUGUUUGCAGUAAGCACAACUCGUGGCUCGUACUGGUAGGUCUGUUCAAUUUCUGUUUUUCAAAUGUUUUUCAUUUGCGGCACCCUGCAGAGCGAGCCUGCUCGUCUCUCAGCACUGUCACAACAUCAGUAAAUAAAUAGCGCGCGCGUGCAGAGGAACAUAAAAACCAUAAGCGUGCCGGCACUCAGUGGGGUAGUGUCAAAAUACGUCCUCCCUGCAUUUCAAGGCAUCUGCAUAAACUGCUGCAUUUUAAGAAAUAUGCACAAAGUAAUAUACGGUAGCUCUGGAUGCAGCCGUACAGCCGGUUAGAGCCGACCUCAAACUGCAAGUUAUGUAAAAUAGAAAAACUUCCCCAAAACUACAAUAAUAUAAUCAUGCAUUCACACCCACAGAAAAUUGGCAGCGCAGUCCAGAAAUGUUAAGACGCUCUUUUAGCUCCGUGAAUUGAAAGAAAGGCCUCGACCACACUAACGAGAACACUAAAUAAUCGUCUCCACAUGACCGUCAUUUUACGAAAUAUUUCCAACACAAAAACAACAAACCACUUUAUAUCAAUCACGCAUCAAAGCACCAGAAAAGGCAGGAAUUUUAUUGCUUCUGCAGACUAGAAAUUGCAGAUUAUGCGGACCAGUUAUAGUCGGGCACAGCAGGCACAGAAGAAAGAAAUCUGUAAAUGCAGCUAUUGUCGUUUCUGAUGCUCAUUAGACAUAGAUGUUGUUAUAUGCUGGAUAAGAGGCCCAAACAUAGAGGAAAAUGUUUGUUUUGCAAAAUAUACACAUUACUGUAGGAGGUGCAACAUUUUGGACUGAAGUUUGAGGGUAUUUGGGUUUAUUUAAAUAAGCAGAAGAACAGCCUGUAUUACUGUGAUCCAACAGUUACCGACCACAAGUUUGACUUCAGAUGCAGGAAACAGCAUCGUUAUCCGUGUAUGACUGCACUCUAGUCUGAAUAUAAAAAAACGAAUGCAGACAGACGAUGCAAACCACACUUUAGGUUAAGUUCAAAUCCUGCAGCAUUUUUGUUUAAAGCACCACCAAUGUGAUCAAAGUUGUAUUUCUGUAAACGCUGCACUGAAACAGUCCCAUGUGAACGCACAAGUCUUUGUCUAUCUCAGCCAGGGAGAGAGUGUGUGCUGUUAUUUGAAUCUAACAUGUUGUUAGCGGUCUGCUCUCAAUCCAACACAAGGUCAAUUUAAUUAAUUACAUGGUAAAAGAUAAAAUCACCACAACCCGGCCGUAUUUGACUUGGCAGUUCAGACCGUGUUCCUGAAUAAUGCUCAUUGUUUCACAUGCGUGUAAAACACUUUUUCCUCCCUGUAGCUGCAGUGUGUGUGUUUUCGCUGCACCGCGGCGGUUUUGGACAACAGCAUGUAGCAUUACUGCAGAAACUGCCAGACCAUAAUUUCAGGACACUGUGCAUUACUUGCGCUCCCAUCAGAUCUGGAGAAAGACACUUAAAGAGCUGCAGGAUCCACACAACACAUGUAAAUCGGCACCGAGACCAGUUUCCAGCUGUGUCCCGUUUAGAGCUCCCAUCAGAGAUUAAUGCUCUGUUUGUAUUUUGACAACAUUAAGACUUGAUGAAUGUGAUUAUGUGUUUUCAAAAGAGCAACAGUUUGUUUUUAGCUUCACACAGGGAAGGAGAAGGCCACCAGCUAGCCACUGGUUAGACGCUGACAUUUGGUUGUUCUACUUUAGGUAUUAAAAGGUAAAGUAAGGUAGAAAUCUGAGUCACCACAGCGCAAAUAAGUUUGAUCUUUUCUGACUUCUGGAAGAAUUUAAAUCCUGCACCGUUAAUUCAUUUCUUAACACGUUGCCGCAAAAUGAUUGGCUGGGCUGUCGGCAUCGUCACGUAUUCUUAUGAUUUAAUGACACUUCCUUCCUGAUUGUUCUGCCUCGGCCAUUAUUUUAUUACAAAAAAAACAUCUGUUGUUUAUGAAAUAAUUCUCUGUUCGCCUCAUGGUUGCUGAUCAAAACUGGCGAGCGUGCUUUGAAAUCCGUCCCCAACCGUCGCUGGUGUCCAACGCUCCGACGGGUCGACAUGCCGGCUCAUCAGGACCAGAUUACGGACGUCGUUCCACCGACUGUAAUGUGUCCCCGUUGAGCCCGACACAGGAAAAAACAAUGUUUGAAGCAUUUAGCCAACUUAUCGACUGCAACAAGAGAAGCUAAACGCAAUCCAGACUUCUGUUGCAAAGAAAGUUUGAGAAAAACAUAAUAUGCUUGUACUUGUACGCUUAACUGAAAGCUCAAAACAUUAAAAAAGAAAAAAAAAAAAACCCAGUGAGGGGGUGAGGACAGGCAAAUUGCUCUCACUUUAGAGGACCGGAGAAACAUAAUAGCUCGUACACAAUACAAAAUGAGUAGAAACACAUGCAAAAGAUGCAGUUUUCAGCCGCACAGUCCCUCCUUUCUGCAGUUUUUUUUUCUUUCAUGUCUCCUAAUAUUGCAUUUUUGUGCAGCUCCACUUGUACUCAACAAAUCAGUGCCUUGCAAAGAACCAGAACAAGUGGUAUCGAGUUCAGCUGAGCCUGCCUACAAUCCCGGGAUCUGGACACGAACCCCUCCGCUCAUCAGUCAGCUCUCUCAAUUUCCAAGCCCACGUUUAAUUUAUUUUCUCUCCAUAACUUGUAACACAGCCUGUACAUUGUUUACUCAUCCCUGUAUGUUUUCCAUUUUUCCUGCCUUAAGCACACGCGCUUCCAAAACACAAUCUAUGAAUGUACAUAUUGUUCCACACGUGCUUUUUUUUUCUUCUUUUCUUAAAACCCUAUUUGAUGCCACCUGAAGAAUGUACGUGUAAAGUUCUGCUGAUUGCCUUGUGCCUUGUAAAAUAAUGCUCCCUUGUGUUUUGUGCUCAAAUAAAGUGCCUACUGUCGGA